CCCUUCCUUUCUAAAAUAAAUAAAAACAUUUUAAACAAGUUACAUUGUAUCUAAAAAUCUAAAAUAUUAUUGCAUCAUAGUAGCUGCUGAAUAAUUAGUAAAUUCUCAUGGCAUAUUUCUCAUUAACUGUAUUUAUCUUUUGCUUAUGAACAGAAAUUCUUGUUUUUGCCAUGCUAAAUAAUAUGGUAUUUCAAUACUUUUAAUUUAUAUAACUGUCUUUGCAUCUGCCUUGUCUUCAUCGCCGUCAUACCUUAGACUUCCUCCGAUAGACUAAUAAACUAACUUCUCUGUCACUUAUUUCCUACCUGGUCCCUCUCCAGUCUCCUGUUCUUUCUCUGAAGCACACUUACGUUGUUUGUGUUUCUAGUUGUCUGAAAGUAUGACACGUGUACGCGUCAAUGAGGAGCCGCCUUGAGCCCGGCGCGCGCUCACUGUUCUGUCUUCCUUUUCCCUCCUCCCGCAGUUCUCAUGGGAAGGGUUUUUUAGACAAGGACGCUGCAGCUUCCUAGGUCUUGUCCCCUGCAGCACUUAGUUCGCUGCCUGGAAAUAAGAGGUAUUCAAAUAUUUUACAAUGAUUGUACGUCUUUUCAUUAAAUUAGUAUUGUCCUUUUUUUAAAAAGUCCUGAUUGAUUUAAAAUUAUAGGCAGACAUGACUGUCAUAUACACAUGGUGCUGUCUGUUGAUUUUAUGUAUAUUUUAAAACUUCCAAAUGUAAAAUUUUGAAGUAAAAGCAGAUGUUUCACAAUUGGGAUUUUCUUGGUCAGAUUUUAAUAAAAAACAAUGCAUAGUAGUUUUAAGUGUUUAUUUUACGUAUUACUCCUCAGAGGGUUCUUUAGAUACAAGUAAUGAAAACUUUUGAAGUGACUUUAGAGAUCGAUAUCUAGUAGGGUUUUAUUUUGUUUAUUUAUGGAGCUCCUUUUAUUUUACAUUGUAAUCUAUGGGUUAGGUUUUCAAGUGGCUAGUAUGUUUUAAAAGAAUGUACUCUUAACAAAGCUUAUCUUAAACUGUUUCCUUAAAAUGCCUGUGUGUUACUAGUGAGGUUUUUUUCCUGCAGACACACACAAGCUAAGACAUAUGGUUCUAUCAUCAGAAAACAAUAUGGUGUUUAUAGCCUAGAUACGUAGGUAACCUCUCCAGAGAUGUCACAGAAGUCCUUAUACUUCAGUUAUUCAGUCAGAUUGGACCUUGUAAAAGCUGUAAAAUGAUAACAGAGCAACCCGAUAGCAGAAGGGUCAACUCUUCUGUUGGAUUUUCUGUUUUGCAGCAUACAAGCAAUGACCCAUAUUGCUUUGUGGAAUUUUAUGAACACAGAGAUGCAGCUGCUGCAUUAGCUGCUAUGAAUGGGAGAAAAAUUUUGGGAAAGGAGGUCAAAGUAAACUGGGCAACAACACCAAGUAGCCAGAAAAAAGAUACUUCCAAUCACUUCCAUGUGUUUGUUGGGGAUUUGAGUCCAGAAAUUACAACAGAAGAUAUCAAAUCAGCAUUUGCCCCCUUUGGUAAAAUAUCGGAUGCCCGAGUAGUUAAAGACAUGGCAACUGGAAAAUCCAAAGGCUAUGGUUUUGUAUCUUUUUAUAACAAACUGGAUGCAGAAAAUGCAAUUGUGCAUAUGGGAGGUCAGUGGUUGGGUGGUCGUCAGAUCAGAACCAAUUGGGCCACACGUAAACCGCCUGCCCCUAAAAGUACACAAGAAAAUAACACUAAGCAGUUGAGAUUUGAAGAUGUAGUAAACCAGUCAAGUCCAAAAAAUUGUACUGUGUACUGUGGAGGAAUUGCUUCUGGGUUAACAGAUCAGCUUAUGAGACAGACAUUCUCACCAUUUGGACAAAUCAUGGAAAUAAGAGUUUUUCCAGAGAAGGGCUAUUCAUUUGUCAGAUUUUCAACCCAUGAAAGUGCAGCCCAUGCCAUUGUUUCGGUGAAUGGUACUACAAUUGAAGGACAUGUUGUUAAAUGCUAUUGGGGUAAAGAAUCUCCUGAUAUGACUAAAAACUUCCAACAGGUCGACUAUAGUCAGUGGGGUCAGUGGAGCCAAGUUUAUGGAAACCCACAACAGUAUGGACAGUAUAUGGCCAAUGGGUGGCAAGUACCGCCUUACGGAGUAUACGGGCAACCAUGGAAUCAACAAGGAUUUGGAGUAGAUCAAUCACCUUCUGCUGCUUGGAUGGGUGGAUUUGGUGCUCAGCCUCCACAAGGACAAGCUCCUCCCCCUGUAAUACCUCCUCCUAACCAAGCUGGAUAUGGUAUGGCAAGUUACCAAACACAGUGAGCUGGGACUCUAAACAAAAUUGUAAUUCAUGAUAGCUUCAGUUUCCUGUGACACUCUGAAGACAUGGAAGUAGACAUCGGAACAUGAAAAUAUUUAUUUUAAAAAUUGAAAUGUUUGGAACCUUUAGCACAGCUUUGCUUUGGUGAAGGACACAUGUCUUCUAGUCCUGCCUUUUUAAGUUUUUGUUCAUGAUGGAUAUGAACAUGAUUUUUCUUUGUGUACAAAAACUAAAUAAAGUCAAUAAAGACAAUUCUGACUACAAAUUUUGAUAUAAUAGGAAAAAUGGGUAAUACAUUUUGAUUACUAGAUACUAUUCCAUUUUUAUCUUGCUGUUCAGUAUUUUAACUCACUGUUUUUAAAAGAGCAAAAAAAGGGAGGAUCAUGAGAACUGGGAAUCACAUAUAAGUUCAUCCUGAAUCUUGGUACCCCCUCCCUUACCCUGAGGUGGACCACAUUCGAAGUCAGCAGAAAGAGUGUGAUAUUGAGAAGAAAUGCGUGGUUUUGGAGUCGCUUUGGAGGAAAUACUUACUUUAUGCUUAAAGAAACUGAAGCCAGACUGAUAAAGAAAUUUUGCAACCUAAAUAAGGAACAGCAAUGUCUGAGCUACUUGAGCCAAUGUUGGUGAUCCACAUAUUUUUAAGACUUUAAAAAGUGUUGAUUAUUAAAACUGUAGUAUAUUACAUUUCAUUUGGGGGGGAAAUUCCAAGUAUGGUGUUUGUAUUAAAGUCAGACAGUCAUACUUAUGCUUUUACAUGAAGUUUAAAUGAUAUACAUUGUAAAUAUUAACUACAGUGUUUAAAAAGCAUGCUUCAGCAUAGAAGUAGCAAUGUAAUUAUUUGAAGUAACACUUAACACACUCCACUGCAUUGAAUGUAGUGGAUUGAUAAGAAUGUUUAAGACUGACAUUUCCAAGGUUGGCUACUAUGUAAAAUUAAAAUUAUACAAAUUACUAUACAGAAAAAGCCUUAAUUUUAAUUUCAUACAAAUCUUUGAUGCAUUAGGACAUUUUAAAAUGCCACUGGAAAUUAGAUUUUUCUUUGCUUUUUCUUUUUCUUUACAUCACUUGGUAUGUAAAUACCUUGAUUAAAACCUUGUAAACCAUUUCAAGGUUCCUAUAAAUUGUAUAAUACAAGUGUUUUUUAAAAAAAUCUUGGGGUGUUUUUUAAAAUUAGAUAUAUUUUGCCCAAGAAUUUUUUAAACAAGAUUGCUAAAACAUCUUAUUUAGACAGUUCAAUGUACCAAUUUAUAAUUGGAUAUUCAGCUUAAAUAGUACACAGAGUUGUGACUUUUAUUUUUAAUUAAUUUGUUUCUCUUGUAUGGGUAGCGUGCAUGGGAUGACAAGCCUGAACAGAGGCUGAGUUGUGUAUGAGUGCAGUCUGUUUUGAAUUAGUUGGGAAGGUGGAUAAGAUUGAGGUUUGUUUCUGAGGUAUUUUUCAGGCUGUGUGGUUAAAAUCUGCCUCAAAUUUUUAUCAUAACAAGAAUGUAAAAGAUAAAAUCCUCUGUAUUUGAAUUUUGACAGCUAGGGGGUGCAAAUGUUUAGGCAAUAUAUUUGAAAUGUUUUGAGGCCUGGGCAAAACGAGAAAACCCUUUAUAGUUAAGUAGUAAGUUGCAAAAUGAGAAAACCCUUUAUAGUUAAGUAGUAAGUUGCAACUAAUACCCACAGAUUACUAUUUAAACUUUUGAAGUCUUAAAAUUAGCUUUGAAAUAAUGAUGGUUUUAUAAAUUGGUAACCACAAUGAUUUUGGUAUUAUUUUCCUUCUUCCCUCAUUUAGAAAUAUAGCCAAUGUUACUAAACCUGAAAAUUCAGAGUCUGAAGUUCACCUUUGGGCCAAAUUUUUUAUGGCACUUUAGUUUUUGAACCACAGUAGUCAUCUAAUACACUCUAUUAUAAAAUUUACCCUUAUUUCUUUUGUUUAUGGUUAGUGUCUUUGGGGGAUGUUGUGGAAAAGUUAUUUUAUAUUUUAUAAGAACACUCAAAUUAUAUCAAUUAUGCCUCCUAGUAAAAAAUUUCUUGAAUAUAUGUGAAACUUGAACAAUUAAAGAUUUUUUAAAAAAUAUAUUGAUAAAAGCCUAUUAAAUUCUCAGUUUGCCUUUUUUGAUCUGCCAUUAAAUUAAGUAGUUUAUUAUGAUAACAGCUAAAAUACAGCUGUUUCCUAGUUGUAUAUUCUAUGAGUUAAUAAAAUUACAAAAGGACUAAUUAUAUUGCCAUAGUAAACAUAUGACUAAAGUGUCCUUUGUCUUAGUCUGAAAGAACAGAAUUUCAUCAUCAGUUCAGUUAGUGGAAGUUACUUCAUAGUAAAUGGUUUUUUAAAUAUCCAAAUAAAAUGCACCAUUUUAGAAGAAAACUGUGAAGCUAACACAGACUCAUAACAGUGAAGUCAGUACUAUCUUGACCCAAUUUAAGCCUAAGAAUUGUUGCCUUUUCCGUGUUCGUUAGAAACAGCAGCAGAGGUCCUCUGGCAUGCAAGUAAUGUUUCUUAUUUUGUAAUUAUUUUGAGGUUGAUUUUGGUGAUGUUUUUGAUUGCCAUCUUCUUUGCUCUAAUCUCUCUACUAGUAUUUCCCCCAUGGCAUUCCCACUUGACUUUUAUGUCUGCUGGCAGUGACAGGCUAAAAUGACUGGCCAACUUAAGCCAAAGCUGUAAACCACAGUUGUAGGUCUUUCAAUAAAGACUAGACUAUAUGAUAA
This is a messenger RNA of Miniopterus natalensis, 4949 nucleotides long. RefSeq names its product TIA1 cytotoxic granule associated RNA binding protein like 1 (gene TIAL1). Gene Ontology annotation, molecular function: RNA binding; DNA binding. The record is from RefSeq and is a predicted model, not a curated record. NCBI's taxonomy places the organism in Eukaryota, Metazoa, Chordata, Mammalia, Chiroptera, Miniopteridae.